AUGCCGCACGUUUACGUUCCCGUAGACGACCUCUACGGUUUUGUCAAUGAGCCAGCCAAGCACUACUGGGUCCCUCGUCCAACCCAAACCUCUCCUCACCUCGUAAAUCAGGCCCCAGACUUCCACUUCUUCGUCGAACUCGGUCUUCUCGUCCGUUCUCGCCGGCGCAAUCACAACGAAGCAAGUGGCCUCGAAGAUGAAAUCUCGGCGCGCCUGACCAAGUUUGGCAUUCCCAACCACAUCGCACGUACGGGAACCGCAAGAUCUUCCAUUAAGCCUGAAGAAUGGACCAUUGCCAGCGAGCUAUGCAUCCCACCAAAUCCGCAGGACCACCGCUUUGGUAUCAAGCUUGUGUCGCCUGUCAUGUGUUUCAUGGAACGCCCAGAGUCAUGGCAGCGUGCUUUUCGUGUCGUUAUGGACCUUCUGGAUCGCUAUUUCGAGUUGAUGAAGUCUCAUUCAUGCUUCACUCACGUCCACAUCGUGCCACACAACGGCGCAUGGUCUCUCUACCAGGUCAAGAACUUGGCAAAGACUGCACUUUACUUCGAGCAGUGUCUCGACAGCAUCAUGCCCCCUUACCGCCGCAAGUCUGUUUGGGCCAAGAGCAACCGUCACAACAGUUACUUCAGGUCACUGAGGUCCUAUGAAUGCUUCGACGCAAUUGAUUCGCUGCCGACAUUUGAGGACCUUGCUGCAGUCAUGAACUGGUGCAGCGGCGAUUCUGCUACUGGUCGAGCGCUGUAUGGCGAGAAUAACACCGACGGCCUUCACGAGGACUUCCCACAUGACGCCUACCGCUGGAGUUUUGCCAAUCUAAACCACCUUGGGGGAGGACAUGGUACCGUUGAGUUCCGGCAGCCCCCUGGCUCCACGACCGCCAAAGAGGUUAUCACCUGGGUCAUGCUCGUCGGAUGCCUUGCGCGGCUGAGCUGCACUCAUGGCUCUACGCUCAACCCCAAUGAGAAGGGUCAACUUCCUGGCCUCCGCGAGUGGCUGCUCUGGGAAGCGAAGCGGUGUCACCUGCCAAGACGAAACCUGCUGGAAGACUUGCUGCACCAGGAAGUUCAAAUGCACGUCCGCCAUGGUUGCGUCGGUAUGGAUGCCGAUUUCAUCUCGUCCGACGAGGAGAAUCGACUGCGGCAGAAGUUAGAUGAUAGAAACAUUGCGGGAGAAAAGUAUCGCCAUUGGUUUAGCCAGCAAUGA
This is a messenger RNA of Thermochaetoides thermophila DSM 1495, 1203 nucleotides long. RefSeq lists its product as uncharacterized. The transcript has a single exon. Bases 1 to 1203 code for a protein of 400 amino acids. Gene Ontology annotation, molecular function: catalytic activity. Lineage: Eukaryota; Fungi; Ascomycota; Sordariomycetes; Sordariales; Chaetomiaceae. The record is from RefSeq and is a predicted model, not a curated record.